Molecule: messenger RNA, 912 nt
Organism: Psilocybe cubensis
Lineage: Eukaryota; Fungi; Basidiomycota; Agaricomycetes; Agaricales; Agrocybaceae
Exons: 7
Coding region: 1-912 (303 amino acids)
Source: RefSeq, a predicted model, not a curated record
AUGAACUUGGAUCUUACCAAUGAGGAAGGGUGGGAGCGCGCGGACAUUGGAGAGGAUCAGGUUUGGAGGUUAUGGCUUCUGUAUGUGCCGUUAAAAAACAAAAUUACCAUCUUGCUCCUCAUGCGCAAGUCGAAUAGCAACAAAACUCAACCCAUUGUGCUGAUCGCAUCGGGGAGAGUGGCGUCGGAGAUGGGUGCAGAAUGUUCAAUAGCUAUGCGAUCGACGAUGAGUACGUCAACCGACUUCCAUCGAAUGCACUUCUUCGAAAUUCUGCACCAUCCUUUCGCGCAUAUCGUCCAAAAACAUCCUGAACGAAACCGACAGGAACAUCGCAUGCCUGGUGGCGGCACAAGCAAAAUGUCUGUCACCACCACCAAGCUUCACAAGCGCGCGAAGAGUGUGAGCGAGACUGGGAAGGGUCAUAGCUCGACGGCGUUCCAUAGGGUUGCAGAGGUGCUCGAGGUUAUCCCAUUUACCAAAGUGCAUGCUCACCUCAGAUAUGAUUGCGCAAAACUGAAGAUGCGGGACUUGGUCGAGAAAGACGAUCAUGAGCGUGGGUUGAUGGGGUUGGCAGCACGAGGGUACCCGUUAGAAUGGGGAUGGGAUGGGAUGAUGAGUGUGCGAAAGGGGUUUUCGAGACCUCUGCUGUUCUUGGAGUUGCACAACCUCCGUCUCUGCAAUGUUCUCCCCAUUUCUGGCAUUGUCAGUUAUAUUUCCUUCCGAAUCCUCGCACUUGCAUCCGGCCUCAUUAUCGUUGUCGUGCAUCUCACUCGAAUGCGCCUCCCAGACGAAUAUGAGUAUGUACACAACGUUACUCCUCCGGUCUUCCACCUCUGCACCUUUGACGCCCGUGCACCAACCACAACUGAUCCCGGCGCGAGCACAUUCCAAGUCAUAUUAAUACUUUCGUAA